AGUGGGGGUGUGCGCAGGGGAUGCAGGCAGCUAGGCUCCCCCACUGGCCAGGCAGUUGGUAUGUUCCAGGAUCUGAGCAGCUCCUUCUAGCAUCCUUCAUCCUUCAGGUACCAGCCAUCCAGGCAGUGCUUCAGCUGCAGAAACUGAGACCACUCCUCGACGGACCUCUGGCCUGACCCUCCCCAGUGGCCUCCUUGCCUAUAGUCACUGCUUCUGCAUCAGACACUUUCAGCUGCAACUCCCUGCAGGGUGGGGCACCCAUCUCAGGCAGAAGGUUUUGGUACCCUCCACUGACCCUACACCCAGGUCUGCUACUGCUGUGCUUGUGGCUUUAGGAUGAAAGGUGAGACUCCGGUGAACAGCACUAUGAGUAUUGGGCAAGCACGCAAGAUGGUGGAACAGCUUAAGAUUGAAGCCAGCUUGUGCCGGAUAAAGGUGUCCAAGGCAGCCGCAGACCUGAUGACUUACUGUGAUGCCCACGCCUGUGAGGAUCCCCUCAUCACCCCUGUGCCCACUUCGGAGAACCCCUUCCGGGAGAAGAAGUUCUUCUGUGCUCUCCUCUGAGCUCCCCUGUCCCUUCUCACAACUCCUCCCUUUUCCUUCUCCUGGGCCCUUCCUUAGGUCAGUAAUUGACGUGAGCCCCUGAGGCUCCCUGCAUCCCAUCCCUAACCCUUGCCUGACCAUGUGAGGUUAUCUGAAGCACAAGGCCCACCCUCAUCUGUCGACCCCAUUUCCUUCCACCUUUGUGGCCGACCCCAAGCACCCCAGACAUAUGAGGCACCCUUUGCUCCACCCACAGCAGGGCCCCGUCAGACUCUGCCAGCGUCCUGCCCACUUCCUUUGGUGACCCGCUCAGACAAUGGAGAGAGGGAUGGGCCAGGUUCUUGCUCUCAGUCUCACCUGGAGCUACUGGAGAGUAAAGUCAUUUGAAGAAUAAAGUCAUCCAGAGCCUCAGGACA
Rhinopithecus roxellana (golden snub-nosed monkey) is the source of this 959-nucleotide messenger RNA. It is a transcript of the gene GNG3, whose product is annotated as G protein subunit gamma 3. Bases 337 to 564 code for a protein of 75 amino acids. The record is from RefSeq and is a predicted model, not a curated record. Gene Ontology annotation, molecular function: G-protein beta-subunit binding. Gene Ontology annotation, biological process: G protein-coupled receptor signaling pathway. NCBI's taxonomy places the organism in Eukaryota, Metazoa, Chordata, Mammalia, Primates, Cercopithecidae. The transcript has 3 exons. Gene Ontology annotation, cellular component: heterotrimeric G-protein complex.